Molecule: messenger RNA, 438 nt
Organism: Penicillium riverlandense
Lineage: Eukaryota; Fungi; Ascomycota; Eurotiomycetes; Eurotiales; Aspergillaceae
Exons: 1
Coding region: 1-438 (145 amino acids)
Source: RefSeq, a predicted model, not a curated record
AUGUUAGCGCCAAGGGCUACCCUCGGCAAGGCUUGUGCCGUUACUAUGGCCGCCCUCCGCACUGGAGUCGGGCUCAGCGCGGUCUUGGCUCCUACCCUGCUGAGUCGCGUCUCCGGUCUACCUACGCCCCUUAACACGGCAUCCACACUUGUGAUGCGGCUUUUCGGAAUUCGUGACGCCUUACUCGCAGCUGCACUAUGGGUUACUAUGAGAGACGAGUCCAAGAGCUUAUCCGUGUCUGCUCUAGGGGAAACGAGACGUAGCGUCAGGAGGGUACUUUCGGGAGGCGUUGUGGUCGACCUGGUAGAUGCCGUUAGCGUUUUUGCGACUGUGGCAGGCCAUGGAAGGUUGACGCCUCAGGCGGUCGGUGUCUUUGGUGGCGGCGCGGUGUUGUUCAUGGGCUUAGGAGCGGCUGGACUUAAUGCGUAUAGGGUGUGA